Molecule: messenger RNA, 2604 nt
Organism: Hordeum vulgare subsp. vulgare (domesticated barley)
Lineage: Eukaryota; Viridiplantae; Streptophyta; Magnoliopsida; Poales; Poaceae
Product: subtilisin-like protease SBT5.3
Exons: 8
Coding region: 31-2424 (797 amino acids)
Biological process (GO): proteolysis
Molecular function (GO): serine-type endopeptidase activity
Source: RefSeq, a predicted model, not a curated record
ACCGAUCCACACCCCCUCUCGCACGCGCUCAUGGGCAUGGAGACUGGCACGGUAACGGCGGCUGAGCCCACGCGCCGGCUUCUCCUCCCACUGGCAGUCUCUUUCCUCCUCUUCGCGCUCGCCGCCGGGACGAAGUCUUCGCCGCCGUCGUCGUCGUACAUCGUGUACCUCGGCGGCCACUCCCAUAUCCGCGGCGUCUCGACGGAGGAGGCGUCCACGAUGGCCACCGAGUCGCACUACGACCUCCUCGGCUCCGUCUUGGGCGACUGGGAGAAGGCGCGCGACGCCAUCUUCUACUCCUACACCAAGAACAUCAACGGCUUCGCCGCUGUCCUCGAGCCCGCCGUCGCCGCGGCGAUCGCCAAGCGCCCCGGCGUGGUGUCGGUGUUCCCGAACCGCGGCAUGAGGAUGCAGACGACGAGGUCGUGGGAGUUCAUGGGGCUCGAGAAGGCCGGCGUUGUCCCGACGUGGUCGGCGUGGGAGACGGCCAGGUACGGCGGGGACACCAUCAUCGGGAACCUCGACUCAGGCGUGUGGCCGGAGUCCCUGAGCUUCAACGACGGUGAAAUGGGGCCCAUCCCGGACACCUGGAAGGGGAUCUGCCAGAACGCGCACGACCCCAAGUUCAAAUGCAACAGCAAGCUGAUCGGCGCGCGCUACUUCAACAAGGGGUACGCGAUGGAGGCGGGCAGCCCGCCCGGCGACAGGCUGAACACGCCGCGGGACGACGUUGGCCACGGCACGCACACGCUGGCCACGGCGGGCGGCUCCCAGGUCAACGGCGCCGCCGCCUUCGGCUACGGCAACGGCACGGCCAGGGGCGGCUCCCCUCGCGCGCGCGUGGCGGCGUACCGCGUCUGCUUCAACCCGCCCGUGAAGGACGUUGAGUGCUUCGACGCCGACAUCCUGGCCGCCUUCGAGGCCGCCAUCGCCGACGGGGUGCACGUCAUCACGGCGUCGGUGGGCGGCGAGCAGAAGGACUUCUUCGAGGACUCGGUCGCCAUCGGGUCGCUCCACGCCUUCAAGGCCGGCAUCACCGUCGUCUGUUCCGCCACCAACGACGGCCCGGACUUCGGCACCGUCAGCAACCUGGCGCCGUGGGUGGUCACCGUCGCCGCCAGCACCACCGACAGGGCCUUCCCGGGCUACCUCAUCUACAACCGCACCAGGGUGGAAGGGCAGAGCAUGUCGGAGACGUGGCUCCACGGGAAAAGCUUCUACCUCAUGAUCGUCGCCACCGACGCCGUCGCUCCCGGCAGGACGGUCGAGGACGCUAAGGUGUGCAUGCUGGAUUCCCUGGACGCGGCGAAGGCGAGCGGAAAGAUCGUGGUGUGCGUGAGAGGAGGCAACCGCAGGAUGGAGAAGGGCGAGGCCGUGCGCCGGGCCGGAGGGGUCGGGAUGAUCCUCAUCAAUGACGAUGAAGGCGGGAGCACCGUCGUUGCCGAGGCCCACGUUCUCCCAGCCCUGCACAUCAACUACACCGACGGGCUCGCGCUCUUGGCGUACAUCAAGUCCACCCCGGCUCCUCCUUCAGGUUUCCUCACGAAGGCGAUGACGGUCGUCGGUAGGAGGCCGGCGCCGGUCAUGGCCGCCUUCUCGUCGGUGGGGCCGAACGUCCUCAACCCGGAGAUCCUGAAGCCGGACGUCACUGCGCCGGGAGUGGGCAUCAUCGCGCCGUGGAGCGGCAUGGCGGCGCCCUCGAACAAGCCCUGGGACCAGCGCCGCGUCGCCUUCACCAUCCAGUCCGGCACGUCCAUGUCGUGCCCGCACGUCGCCGGCAUCGCCGGCCUCGUCAAGACCCUCCACCCCGACUGGAGCCCCGCCGCGAUCAAGUCGGCCAUCAUGACCACCGCGACGGACCUGGACGUGGAGCAGCGGCCCAUCCUGAACCCGUUCCUGCAGCCGGCGACGCCCUUCAGCUACGGCUCCGGCCACGUCUUCCCGGCGCGCGCGCUGGACCCGGGCCUCGUCUACGACGCCUCCUACGCCGACUACCUCAACUUCUUCUGCGCGCUCGGGUACAACGCGACGGCGAUGGCCAAGUUCAACGAGACGCGCUACGCGUGCCCGGCCGCCGCCGUCGCCGUGCGGGACCUCAACUACCCGUCCAUCACGCUGCCGGACCUCGCCGGCCUGACGACGGUGCGGCGCAGGGUCAGGAACGUGGGGCCACCGAGGAGCACCUACACGGCCGCCGUCGUCAGGGAGCCGGAGGGGGUGCAGGUGACGGUGACGCCGACAACGCUGGCGUUCGGGGCCGUCGGCGAGGAGAAGGAGUUCCAGGUGAGCUUCGUGGCGAGGGUUCCCUUCGUGCCGCCGCCCAAGGGCGCCGGCGGGUAUGGGUUCGGCGCCAUUGUUUGGUCCGACGGGCCCGGGAACCACCGGGUGCGGACUCCGCUGGUCAUCAGGAGGCGCAAGAUGUAGUGGGAUCAGGAUUAGGAGAUCGCGAGACUCUUUUUUGUUUGGGAUUACGUAGGCUCUCAUUAGGCAGUGGUGAGCACGUAGCGAGAGGAUGAAUUAGAUUGGCGGUGAAUCUGGUCGAUAAGCUUUGUUGGCAGUUUUGUAACCAUCGAUUAUUGAAUAACAACAAGAUGAUAGGAAAUG